CUCUCUCUGAAAAAAAAAACACACACACACACACACAUUAUUAUUGUUCAUUUGAUUCUGUAUUCUCCCAAAAAAAUGGCGAAUCAAGGUGGCGGGACCUUGAAAUCGACGUCGAUAAAUGGGGUGAAGAUGUACACCGUCACCGGCCAGCACCGGUCAUUGGCCACCUGGCUUCCUCCCAAGAAGCUCCGAGCUCUCCGCAAAGACAAAGAUUAUAUGCAGAGAGUGGAUUUGAUCCAGGAUUUGAGGUUUGAAACUGCAACAAGUAGAAUUAAGGCAACAUCAGAUGGGGAAUACCUUAUUGCUUCAGGAAUAUACCCACCACAAGUCAAAGUGUACGAGUUACGUGAGCUAUCCUUGAAAUUUGAAAGGCAUUUGGUGUCAGAGAUAGUAAACUUUGAGGUCUUGAGUGAUGACUAUUCAAAGAUUGCGUUUCUCUGUGCUGAUCGUUCUGUUUGCCUACAUGCCAAGUAUGGAAGUCACUACACCUUGCGGAUUCCAAGGAUGGGAAGGGAUAUGGCAUAUGAUUGCUGGUCGUGUGACUUGAUCUGUGCUGCUUCAUCUCCGGAUGUAUAUAGAAUAAAUUUGGAACAGGGCCGGUUCUUGUCCUCUCUUAACACACAAUCCCCAGCACUAAAUGUUGUCUCUCGAAGCAUGGUCCAUGGAUUGGUUGCCUGUGGUGGAGAGGAUGGUGCUGUAGAAUGCUUCGACACUAGAGCUAGAUCUUCAGUUGGCAGGAUAAAUGCUGUUGCAGCUGCUGGUGACAUUGAUCAGGAGGUUACUGCAAUACAAUUUGACUGUGAUGGAGGUUACCUCAUGGGUGUUGGAAGUAGUGCUGGGAAGGUUUUGAUUUAUGAUUUACGCUCUUCAUAUCCUGUGCGAAUAAAGGAUCACAUGUAUGGCAGCCCGAUACUGAGCAUCAAGUGGCAUAAGACUCUUAAUUCAGAUAAACCGAAGUUAAUUACCGCUGAUAAACACAUUGUUAGGAUCUGGGACCCUGAGACAGGUGAAGGGAUGACCAGCAUUGAACCGACGGCUGGGAAAAUCAAUGACCUAUGUGUGUUUGGUGGAAGUGGGCUGAUGUUAUUGGCUUUGGACAACAGCCAAAUCCCUUCUUAUUUCGUACCUGCCCUUGGACCGGCUCCAAAAUGGUGCUCUUAUCUUGAGAACUUGACGGAGGAGCUGGAGGAGAAUGCGCAAACAACUAUUUAUGAUGAUUUCAAAUUUUUGACCAAAGAAGACCUUGCGAAGUUGAAUUUAACAAACUUGAUUGGAACCAAUCUUCUAAGAGCAUACAUGCAUGGUUACUUCAUUGACUAUCGGCUGUAUAAAAAGGCACAAGCUUUGGCAGAUCCAUUUGCUUAUGAAUCUUAUAUAGAGAGACGGAAAAAAGAAAAGCUGGAAGCUGAACGCGCCUCAAGAAUUACAAUCAAGAGAAAGUUGCCAAAAGUUAACCGUGGUCUUGCAGCUCGACUUCUUGAAGAUGAAGAUGCUGAGAAUGAAGGGAGAGACAUUGAUAAUGGUGAUACUAAGAAAACAUCCAAGAAAAAGAAAGGACUAACCAGUGAGGUCAUGAAGGACGACCGAUUUGCCGCAAUGUUUGAAAACAAGGACUUUGAGAUUGACGAGUUUUCACAAGAAUAUUUGGCUUUCCACCCAAUAGCAUCCACGAAGCAACCAUCUUUGGUCGAGGAGCAUUUUGAGCCUGUAAUGGAAGAUGAAGACCUUGAUGCAGAUGAUUCAGAUGUAUCGGCAGCCAGCCAAUCUUCUGACAAUGAGGAUGCUGGUGGCAGAAAGAAAUCACGAGUUCCUAGGUUGUACGAGGUGAAGGAUGAGCGACACGCAGAAGCCUUCUCAAAUAGCAGAUCACUAGCAAAGGAGGACUCUCUUUCAUUAGGAGAAAGGGCUGCAGCUAUGGCAAAUAUAUCAAGAGAUGCUAGUGGUGUUAAGGUGGGAGCAGGAGGGUCCCGUGAAAUAUCCUUUAUUUCCAGAAGCAAAGCAAAGUACAAAGAAUAUGAUGAGGACGAGGAGAGACUGCCUCAGAAGAGGAGAGGAGUCCAAUCUUUGAAACUGAAACCAGAUAGAUCAAGUUUUCGAGGCCGUGGGAGGGGAGGAAGUCGUGGAAGAGGCGGAGGAAGUCGUGGAAGAGGCAGAGGAAGGGGUCGCAGGUGAACUGAAGUUUAAUUAUGUAACCGUGUGUAUACUGUAUACUUCUUGUCGGCCCUUUUGCUCAAGCACACUGGAGGGGUACAGCAUUGACAAAGUUAACGACUAGAAGAGCAAAUUUUGCUGCUCUGUUGCUCACGACGAAGUUUUGCAGUUUUCAGGGGCACACAUCCUUCAAUCAUCUAUUUUGAAGGCGUAUUAGGAGGGUACUUAGUGGAGAAGGCGGCUCUUUAUGUCCACCUUUUAUAGUUCAAUUCCUCGGAAGAGGAAUUCAUUUUUGGUUCAAUAGGUCUGAUGCUUUUCUGGUGACUUAAACCUUGAUACGUUAGAUCAAAUGCAUGAGAUCAUUCGCCUCUCUUUACUA
Coffea eugenioides is the source of this 2530-nucleotide messenger RNA. RefSeq names its product nucleolar protein 10. The transcript is spliced from 16 exons. Lineage: Eukaryota; Viridiplantae; Streptophyta; Magnoliopsida; Gentianales; Rubiaceae. The record is from RefSeq and is a predicted model, not a curated record. Gene Ontology annotation, molecular function: protein binding. The coding region runs from base 76 to 2172 and encodes 698 amino acids. Gene Ontology annotation, biological process: maturation of SSU-rRNA from tricistronic rRNA transcript (SSU-rRNA, 5.8S rRNA, LSU-rRNA). Gene Ontology annotation, cellular component: small-subunit processome; 90S preribosome; nucleolus.